Molecule: messenger RNA, 765 nt
Organism: Naegleria fowleri
Lineage: Eukaryota; Heterolobosea; Eutetramitea; Acrasida; Naegleriidae
Exons: 1
Coding region: 1-765 (254 amino acids)
Cellular component (GO): membrane
Source: RefSeq, a predicted model, not a curated record
AUGGCAGAAGAACAAGAAUUUAAUAAUCCAUUCGAUCCAGUCAUUCCUGAUGAUUUGGUUACUCAACAACCUGAUGUCUCAUGGGAAUAUCUUUUCCAACCAGAUCAAUGGUACAUUACACCACAAAGCGUUUCUGAGAACUUUGUUCCUCUUGUUUUGAGCUUGGCUGCUGUGGCCGUCGCUGCUUUUGUCUUUUGGUUCUCAAGAAAUCAAGGAAUUAAAACGCAAUGGUACAGAAAAUUAGAAAAAGGAAAAUACUACUUCUCUGAAACACUCAUUUUCAAUGUUUGGAUUGCAUUGUAUAUUCCUUUGGCUAUUGGUGCUUGGUUAUCCUAUGUUUAUGGUGGUCAAACUUGGAACAGAGCUUUGACUGUCUAUGCUUUGCACUUGAUUGUCAAUGUUCUUUUCUCCGUUUCUUUGUGGUGGGUUAAGGAUUUGAGUUUGGCCUUGUUGAACCUCAUUACAUUGAUUGGUGUUUCCAUGUUCACUACAAGUCAAUUCAAUAGUAUCUUGAAGUUUGCUGGAUAUAUCAACACUCCAUACAUGUUAUGGCUUUUGAUUUUCACUGUUCAAUUUGGAUAUUUCUGGUAUUUGAAUGAAGGAAAGGAAUUGAUGGAAGCUGCCAAUCUUGCAAGAGGUGGUGCCAAGAAGGCUCAAAAGAAGAAGAAGGGACUUCCAGGAGAUGUCAAGAAGAAGCUCCAACAACAAGUUCAAGAUCAAAAAGCUUCUCUUUCAUCGGCCGGUGAAUCCGAGAAGGAAGAAUAA